AUGGAUCCCACAAAACUGCUAGGCUUCCGCGAUAGUUACCUAUUUUUUCAGAAAAAUCCCACUUUAAAGCGUGUGCGUAUUACAGAAGAUGAAAAGAAAGUAUUAGUAGACAUGGGAUUGUUAGUGCAUCAUUUCAAACAUAGAGAUGUAGCAGUUGUCACAGCUCGUUCUGUAUUCAAACGUUUUGGAUAUAGAGUAGUGAAACGCGGUAAACGUUUCAGAGAUGAUUAUUAUGAAAAUGCAAUGCAAGACGAUCAAUUUUCAUCAACGCCCGCAUCAGUACACGAUGCGGCAGAAAGUGACAGCAGGAGUGGUCGUAGGAAUAAUUUAUUAUCUUCAUCAGCAGCAUCGGUUUAUGACGAGGAUACAGACUCAGGACAGAACGAUGGCUCACGGAAAUCAUUGAUCAAUAAAUCAGCCAAAUCAGAAGGGUACGCUUCCAAUGCGCCUUUGAAUCAGGAAACUUGGAUGCAUCAUGCUGCUUUGGCAGCAAGAAGUUUUAAUGCGCAAUUACACGAACGUCGAUCUGAAAAACCAGUUUUUUAUGAUAUUCAUACCAAUGUAAAUCAGUUACCCUCAUCAUUCCAGACAACAGCUUGUCAUUUUGAAUUCACAAAAGGGCAAGUGGAUGAUAUUGAGUUCAAAAAAAAACGCAAUGAUUAUAAGAUACCUCUUUAUCGCGGAUUUGGCAAGAAUUUACUAGACUUGGAUAUGGAGAAACUAUUGAAAGAGUUACCAGACGAUAUUGAUAAAGAACGAGUGAAGGAAAUUGUAAAAGAAAAAACACCAUAUAAAACGAUACAAGAUAAAGACGAUUAUUAUCCGCUAUCGUUAAUGGAAGGCCAAUUCCAAGCGAACUUUGCAGUACAUCAAACUCGUUUUAAUUUUCCAGCACCCAAAGUGCCUGAUCCAGGCCAUUUAUUGGAUACAGCGCAAUCGUUAACGGCACAGCAACAUUAUCUAGGGCUCGUAUACCAAGCUGUUAAUCAAUUUGCCGAUCCCCAACGACAAGCAUUAUCACAACCAACACCGCCACCAGCGCAGCUAUCUAUGACUCGACCUCAAAAUUUUACAUCCAUUUCACCUCAACAACUGCCUCAACAUGUACCCACUCCUCCACAAAUGAUGAUGCAACAGCCUCCUCCUCCGCAAAGAAUACCGUCUAAUCAACAGCAGCAAUCACUUGUAUGUGGUAUUCAAGUAGGACCAGAUCAAUUCUGCACUCGAUUAGUGAACCGGCCUGGAGAACCAUGCCCUUUACAUGCUCCUGCUAAGCAAAUGUCCGAUUUUGCAAAAGGUCCACCACCGAAAAUUGUUUAUUCUGACAACAAGUGUGCGGAAUGUCAUCAAUUAAAAGCACCAGAAGAACAAUUUAAAUCAGAGGAAGAACAUAUUACUGAUGAUUUUACAGUCGUGAAAUGCUCAAAAUGUACACGGAAGUACCACCCUAUAUGUGCCAACCUGACUACACCACGACAAUUAGCAGCUGUAGAAUCUUAUCCUUGGUUGUGUCCGGAAUGUAAGAUCUGCUGCGUCUGCAAGAGUGCAGGAGAUGAAUCUACAUUGAUGAUUUGUGAUGGUUGUGAUAGAGGAUGGCAUACUGGCUGCUGCUCACCUCCAGUCGAAAAAGUACCAGAGGGAUCAUGGCUUUGCUCCUUAUGUGCCAAUUGUCAUAGUUGUAAUGAACAUGGCAUGGGAGAAGAAUCACAAUAUACACAUGCAGUUGCACCCAAGAGUGACCGUUACAAAUACCCGGUCUACCUCGCAACUUAUUGUCCUAAAUGUAUCCUUCAUUUCAAUGACGAUAGGUUUUGUCCUGCAUGCCUCAAAACGUAUUCUGAAGAGGAAAAUAAUGAAGAUGAAGAUAACGAGAUGGUCGCUUGUGAUAAUUGUGAUCACUGGGUUCACACACGUUGCGAUGAGUCUUUAACACCAGAAAGAUACCAAGUGCUGUGUGAUGAAGAAGAGGCAAAAUAUACAUGUCCUAUGUGUGAGGACAGAUUCAAACGACUAGUCGACACAAGUACAGCUGAUCUGGCCUUGAAGGGUUUAUCUGCACCCAGUGGAUAUGUUGUUGGUCUGUUGGGUGGAAAGGUUAAGACAAGAGGUAUCGUAAAGUAUAAGGAUAUUAAAAUUGGCGUGCCUGAAAUCAAUGGUACAGGAAUCGCCGAAAUGCCAGCAACAGCAACAACAAACGGACGAUAA
Molecule: messenger RNA, 2205 nt
Organism: Mycotypha africana
Lineage: Eukaryota; Fungi; Mucoromycota; Mucoromycetes; Mucorales; Mycotyphaceae
Product: chromatin remodelling complex Rsc7/Swp82 subunit-domain-containing protein
Exons: 6
Coding region: 1-2205 (734 amino acids)
Source: RefSeq, a predicted model, not a curated record